AUGGCUUAUAUUAUUGAAUGUUCUACAGAAAAAUUAUUUCUAAUAACAUCAGGCUUAUUUAGUUUGGAUAUUGUACCGAAAAUUCAUUCUCUAUCACAAAUAGAAUAUAUCUAUAUAUUUUGUUGCAAUGAAAAUAAAUAUCAACAAUUGACCAAGAAUUAUAAUAAAAUACAUGGAAUAUUUAUAAAUACAAAUAAUCUAAUAAACAAAUUAAAAAAAGAUAUUAUUCAAUCAACUAGAAAUGAAAAUUUCAUCGAAAAUUCUAUUCGAAAUUCUAGUGACGAUCAACCAUCGAUCAUACAGUUUGACAUAUUAGUCGAUACACUUGUUCGAAUGAGUGAUGAAGCUGAUAAUAAAGCAACAAAAGAUAUGAUUGAACAAUGUCGAUCAUAUUAUAGUAAUAAUCAAAAUCAAUUAGAUAUUAUUGAUCAAUUUGAAAAAGAAUAUCAAUUUGAUCAAGCUAUUAAAUGGUAUAUGAGAGAUGCAUUUGUUUAUCGUUUACUCAAUCGAGCAUUUCGAACUGAAAAUAUUGAUAUUAUUUAUAUAUUUCGAUUUUUUGUUAAAAAUUUAUAUCACCCUUGCAAACAAAAUUCCUGCUUAAUUGUGGGCAACUACUCAGAACUCGAUAUAAGAAACAAAGAAGUAACUAUGGUGAACACCAACGAACAAGAUCUUAUGUUUCAUAUAACAUACACAGCCAUUCAAUAUACACAUCGUGAAGAAAUUAUACAACGACAAUUGCAAAAUUAUGGCUUAGCAGAUGCACUUGCAAGAGAUGUACUAAAAUUACUUGAUCAAAUCGAAACUCUUAUAUAA
Rotaria sp. Silwood1 is the source of this 816-nucleotide messenger RNA. NCBI's taxonomy places the organism in Eukaryota, Metazoa, Rotifera, Eurotatoria, Philodinida, Philodinidae. The record is from the annotation of a GenBank genome assembly.